AUGAAUAUAACUCCGACUACUGAAAAUCGGCCUCGACAAAAAGAUAAUAAUGAUGAUAAAUCAAAUUUUGUUGGUUUUGCUAAUUUACCAAGUCAAAUUCAUCGUAAAAUAACUAAACGUGGUUUUGAAUUUACUGUUAUGGUUGUUGGUGAAAGUGGACUUGGUAAAGCAACAUUGAUCAAUAAUUUAUUUCUAACUGAUCUUUAUCCAGAACGACAUAUACCUACUGCUCAAGAGAAACUUCGUCAAUCGGUUAAGAUUGAUGCAUCAACUGUUGAAAUUGAAGAACGUGGUGUUAAAGUACGUUUAACUAUUGUUGAUACACUUGGUUAUGGUGAUAAUCUCAAUGGUACUGAGAAUUAUAAAUCACUAUCAAAUUAUAUUGAUAAUCAAUUUGAACGUUAUCUAAAAGAUGAAAGUGGCCUUAAUCGUCGAAAUAUAGCCGAUAAUCGUAUUCAUUGCCUUCUUUAUUUUAUUUCAUCAUUUACACGAGGCCUUAAACCAUUAGAUAUUGAAUGUAUGAAAGCAUUACAUCAUAAAGUAAAUAUUGUUCCAAUAAUAGCCAAAGCUGAUGCAUUAACAACUAUAGAACUUAUUCGAAUGAAACAAACUAUUCUUCAACAAAUUCAUGAUAAUCAUAUUGAAAUCUAUCAAAUACCUGAUUGUGAUUCUGAUGAAGAUGAAGAAUUAAAAGAAAAAAAUCUUGAAUUAAAAAAAUGCAUUCCAUUUGCAAUAAUUUCAUCGGAACGAACUUAUGAAGUAGGAGGAAAACAUAUUCAAGGACGAAUGUAUCCAUGGGGUUUAGUUGAAGUUGAAAAUAAUAAUUACAGUGAUUUUCUUAAACUUCGAUCAAUGUUAAUAAUACAUAUGCAAGAUUUACAAGAAGUAACACAUGAAGUUUAUUAUGAAAAUUAUCGAUCAAAUAAAUUACAAUUAAAAAAAUUUAUUGAUAAUGAUGAAAAACAGAAAAAAUUAAUUCAAGAGAAAGAUAUUGAACUUCGACGAAUGCAAGAUAUAUUAGCAAAAAUGCAAGAACAUUUAACUGAAAAACAAAAAUAA
Messenger RNA from Adineta steineri, 1059 nucleotides. Lineage: Eukaryota; Metazoa; Rotifera; Eurotatoria; Adinetida; Adinetidae. The record is from the annotation of a GenBank genome assembly.